ACCGUUUCAGAACUUUUCUAGUCACCGUUCGGGGCGGUUGUUGAGAUUCGCGAUUCGUACAUCCAUCUGCCCCAUUCCUUUGGAGAUUGGACUGAUCAGUGGCGAAAGUCUUCAACGCAUAUCUUCGCGAAAAGAGUGAAUCAUAGUUAUGUCGUAACCAGCUGGUUGCAAUUUUACAUUUUGUCAUUUCACUGACUGGUUUAUGUGUGUAGUGCAUCAUUGGACUCUGAAUUCAGCGCAGGCGGAGAUGUUUCGUUAGGCGGCAACAACAACAACAACAAACAAAAACAACACAGCCUACUGCAAAAGUUUUAAAGUGGUGUGUGGCCUUCAAAGCGUGCGCCAUCAUCGCUGAAGACUUGAGGACGAGCGCAAUUUGACACAGCGGAAAUUCACUAGUAACUGAAACGCACUGAAAAAAAGACUCUACUGGGUCAUGCUUCCCCUCGCACGAUGAGACUAACUAAGCAAUACUCAACGACUGCCGCCGUCACCUCAAAUGCUAGCAGCAGCAGCAAACUAACCCGGUCGCUGUUGACCAGCUUCAGCUGCUUGCUCCUGCUGUUCACUCUCACCAACCAUGUUCGCCCAGUUCGAACCGAAGUAGCUUCGGUGGCAAGCGUUAUUUCGGUGCUACACCUAGGCAAGGAAGUGAUUUCCAGCAUCAUCGAAACCUGGGACCUGGUGGAGGAGGUCGGCGACAUCCAUCUGCCCUUCAAGCGCAACAAGGACGAGAAGAUUCUGAGGAAGAUGUACGAACUUAGCCAGCAAAUUGCUGCCAGCGAGGAUCAGUUCGCCAACACGGCCCAGGCCACGGUUGAGACCCUACUCAAACAGCUUGCGAUCGAUUCGCGACUCGAGAAUCAACUGCAGGAGUUGGCCGAUCUGAUGAAUCGGGUUAGCCAUCGGGAGCUGGUGAUGCGUUCGUACGUCGAAUCGGAGGAAAAGGUCGAACAGCUCACGCUGGAAUCGUUCUGUCGUAGCACCGUGGCACACGAUGUUAAUAGUGUGCCGGAGCUGGUUUCACGAAUUGAUCUGCUAGUGUCCGGAUCGAGGGAACUGCCGUUUAAGAAGCCGGGAGUGCUGGAACUGUUGCAGUAUGCUACGGAGGAAGCAAAAUCGACGAUAUGCAGCUUUGGAUUGUCGGCGCAGCAAGUGCUCUACCAGCUGUACAAUGCGAUCUCGAUUACGGAACUGAAGGGCUACUCGAUGAUGCAGUUUUCGUGGAUGCUGUUGAAAGCGUACGGAAAAGGCAACUUCACCACCGAGGCCAAACUGAUGCGCCGUCGCUUCGAGGACCGUACGAGCCGCACCCAGACGCUGCUGCAGCGGGUGAUGCAGCAGGCUAGCCGCGAGUACUGGCGCUGCGAUCCGGAACGGAACCAGCAAAAGGAGGGUGAAACGUUCCUACAGCUAACCCGGCUGCUGCAGGGUUACGUCGAGAACGAGGUGGACAUGAACACGGAUAACACCUGUAAGGAAAAUUGCGCCCACUACAGCUGGGGAGUUAAGCAGGAACAGUGCUAUAAGGAUCUGUACUGUUCGAAGCAGCCAAAGUGUUCGGGGAAAAUUUACGACUGUGAAUAUAUGGACUCGGAUAUGUGGAUCUGUCCGGCGGCUAGCAGCAGUGAUCGGCGGUACGAGUAUAUUGAGUACGAGAACGGGAUGAUACUUGGUCAGAAGAAGCACUGCUCGCGGGGAACGACUAAGGUGGACUCGUGGUGGAGGUGGUUGUUCUGGCACUGCAGCUACUGUUUCUGUCUGUGCGAUGACGCUGGACCGCGCUCGGAUAGGUACAUCAACAUGAAGGAAUCGGUGUCAGACGUAAUGAAUAACAAGGUCGUAACCGGAAUGCGAUUCGUCAAAAAGAAUCGAAUCAUUCACUUAGUUGUCCAACAAGGAACGCUUCUACCGCGAGGUCAGAUCGACAAUACCACCUUGGACUGGGUUGAAGCGGAAAGUUACAACAUUCUGUCACCUAAUGUCCGCAACGGACGAGACUAUCAUACCCUGGGUCACGACAAUCGUAUUUUGGAUCUGGACGAUCUAGAAGUGCAACCGUCUUACGUCCUAACAGGAGUUCGAUUCCGUCUACUGGGUACCCAUCUAAACAUGGAAAUUCGUAUGACCGAAAUGGACUUUGGCACCGGAAAGUUGAUGGAUCCGGACAAGAGCAUUUGGAUUGGAAGCGACAAAACCGAACACAGUGAAGAUAAGAGAACCGAACUGAAACUGGAUCGACCGCACGUACCACUGCUUACACCGGCAAAGUCAAUCCCGGACUCGAUCAGCAACCAGUUUAUUCGCUUCCGCGAGAGUGACCGUGGAAUGGACGCAGCCCAGACGACGGUACCGUUCUUCGACGCUCAACCGGUGGUUCCGACCAAACCUGUUCCACUUGCCGGAGCUGGAUUGUUCCACAAAGGUCGGCCAAAAUUCGGUGGAUUCGUUGCUCCCAAAGUGCUGACGUAUGAUUUUGGACCGCACGUGCAGGCACCGAUCGAGCAGGUGGAUGCCGAUGAACGACAGCAGCGAGGUUGAGUGGAGAUUUUUUUGAAGGCGGGGUUUGGGAAUAGGAGUUUUAUGUUGUACUACUACCAAAUUGAGUGCGCAUACUUGCGUGGACGCGAUAGAACUAUAGAACAUCGAAAGUAGGUCCCAUGCGAGGAAACUUGAGCGUUAUAAAAUUAUUCUCCAACUUGUAUUACUACUAUGUAGAGGUCUGUUCUAAUAAAAGUCAUGAUCUAUCUGAUC
Topomyia yanbarensis is the source of this 2754-nucleotide messenger RNA. RefSeq lists its product as uncharacterized. Lineage: Eukaryota; Metazoa; Arthropoda; Insecta; Diptera; Culicidae. Bases 454 to 2541 code for a protein of 695 amino acids. The record is from RefSeq and is a predicted model, not a curated record. The transcript is spliced from 7 exons.